This is a messenger RNA of Dictyostelium purpureum, 3351 nucleotides long. RefSeq lists its product as uncharacterized. Lineage: Eukaryota; Evosea; Eumycetozoa; Dictyosteliales; Dictyosteliaceae. The transcript is spliced from 3 exons. Bases 665 to 3112 code for a protein of 815 amino acids. The record is from RefSeq and is a predicted model, not a curated record. Gene Ontology annotation, molecular function: protein binding.
UAAUUUAUUACAUACAACAAAAAAUAAAUAAAUAAAUAAAUAAAUUAUUGUUACAUUCAACGAAUUUACUUUUAAAAAAAUAAUAAAUUUAUAGUUAUAUAUUGUAAUACUUAUAAAUCUAACUUUUUAUCAAAAAAUAAUAGAAAUUAAUAUUAAUAAUAUUAAAUAAAAUAAAAAACAACUAUUUAAAUCACAACAUGAAAUAGAAAUUUUUUUUUUAUUUAGUAUUAUUUUAUAAUAUAAUAAAAUAAAAUAAUUGUAAAACUAUUUAUAAAUAACUAUUUUUUUUUCAAACAAAUAAUAAAAUAAAAUAUAAAAUAAUUUUAUUAUUUUUUUCUCAACUAAAACUAUUUAAAUUUUAAUAAUAAUAAUAAUAAACUUUUUGUAUUUUCUAAAAUAAAAUUAAAUAAAAUAAAAUAUUUUUUAAAUAUUUUUUUAAUAUUUUAUUUUUUUGUCUUUAUUAAUUCUUUAAAAGGAAAUAAAAAGAACCUUCUCUUCAUUUAAAUUAAUUUUUUUUUUUUUGUAAAAAUACUUAAAAAUUGUCUUUUUGUUUAAUUUAAAAAUAAAAUUUUUAAUUCACAAUUUUAAAUUUAAAUCAUAAUACAAUAGUAAUAAUAACAAAAAUAAUUAUAAUAAUAAUAUAUAAAUUCAAAUAAAUAAUAAAAUGUCAGUAAUAUCAGUCGGUAAUAAUAAAAAUGGUCAAUUAGGUAUUGAAAAUAUUAAAGAACAUUUAGAACCCAAGGUAUUGGAGAGUUUAAAAGGAAAAGUUAUAGUUAGUUGUUCAUCAGGAGAGGCACAUAAUAUAUGUGUAUCUAGAUUUGGCGAUGUAUACAGUUGGGGUAGAGGUAAAGAAGGCCAACUAGGCGUACCAGAAAAAAUGUUAUUUUCAACAAAACCAAAUUUAAUUAAAACAUUAUUACACGAAAGAGUAGUUAAGGUAGCAUGCGGAAAUUUUCAUUCGUUGGCAUUAACCGAUCAAGGUAGAGUAUAUGAAUGGGGUCAACUUCAUAAAAUUGAUGACUCAAAGACCGGUCUAGAAGCAACAAAUGGUUUAUUAGAAAUGCCAGGUAUGUCAAAACCAAAAUACCAAAGUAUCAUUGAAAACUCAGUCUCUCAAUAUCUUAAUGGUGAAAAAGAAAUUUACGAUAGUACAAGUGGUAAUAACGAUGAUGACGAUGAGGCCUCAACUUCCGAGCAAUCUAAAGGCAAACAUAUUGGUAAAAUUAUCGAUUAUAAUCAAACUACACCAAUUCAAGUUCAGGGUUUAUUGGCCAACGAAGAAGUUAUUGAUAUAAGUGCCGGUUGGGCUUUUUCUGCUGCUGUUACCAAAAGUGGUAAAAUAUUUACUUGGGGUUUCAAUGAAAAGGGUCAAUUGGGUUUAAAACAUAGAUGGUUCAAUUCCUCCCCUCAAUUAGUCAAAACUUUACUCGAUGUUAAAAUUGUUAGUGUCUCAUGUGGUAGACAACACAUUGGUGCUGUAACAGAAGACGGCGAUUUAUAUACAUGGGGUCUUGGUGUAUUUGGUCAGUUGGGUCAUUCAAAUGUUAAAAGUUAUUUACACCCAAAAAAAGUAGCUGCUUUUAGUUUGAAUGGUAUUCAAGUUUCUCAAGUUUCUUGUGGUUCAAAUUUUACAAUGGUUCUUGGUAGAAAUCAAAUUUUAUAUGCAUUUGGCCAUGGUGAAUAUGCACAACUAGGCGCUACUGAAGAAACACAACAUUUAGAUAUGGGUAGUAGAGAUAAUCAUUUUAAAUACUCUUCACCAAAAGUUGUUGAAGCAUUAGAAGAUAAAAAGAUUAAAUAUGUCACUUGUGGACAUUUACAUACACUAGCAUUAACCGAAGAUAAUGAGGUAUAUGUAUGGGGUUGGGGUUCAAGUGGUUGUUUGGGUUUAAAUUCAAAAAGAUUCCAAUUGGUACCACAGUUAGUCACCUCCAUUUCUGGUGAAGAAAUUUCAUGUAUUUCAGCCGGUGAAAAACAUUCAUUAAUUGUUCGUGGCUCUGAUUUAACUUCAUUUGCAUUCGAUUAUAAAGGAUUAGUCAAUGAAAAGAAAUACAGCGAUAUUUCAUUCACUGUUCAAGAAAAAAAAGUUUUUGCCCAUUCAUUCUUUAUUAAAACUCGUUGUCCAAAGCUAUAUUCAAUGAUAUUGCUUAAUAAAAGAUAUAUCAGUAAUACCCCAAAGGAAAAAGAAUACAAUGAAAAUGGUCAAUUAAUUGAAUCAGUCGAUAUGGAUCCAUCAAUCAAAUAUCAAAUAUUUAUUGGCUUCUUAAAUUAUAUUUAUACCGAUCAUUUAGUUAUUGCACCUCAUCUUAGAGGUGAACUUGCUGCAUUGGCAUUAAAAAUGGGUUUAACACGUUUAGCCGCUCUUUGCAAAUCGUACACCUAUAGAUUAAGAAAGGUUGAGAAGAUUCCAGAAUCAACAUUCUCCAAAGAAAUAAUUGAAAGUAUCAACGAAUUAGAAAAAGCAGAUCUAAAAUUCAAAAUCAAACCAACCGAUGACUGUUCAAUUCCUGCCCAUAAGUUUAUAUUGGCCCAAAGAAAUCUUUACUUUAAAACAAUGUUCGAAUGCUCAUUCAAAGAAAAGGACCAAAAUGAAUUUUUAGUUGGUGAUGAAAUAAAUGAUGAAAAGACUUUCAAGCUAAUAUUAGAAUAUAUUUAUGGUAACAACGAAAACAUUAUAAAUGAUGAAAAUGCUGUAGAUAUCCUAUGCUUAGCCGAUAGAUUUAUGAUUGAAGACUUAAAGUAUCUCUGUGAGCACCACUUGGAGCAAAUGGUAUUAUCAAAUAAAAAAAAUCUAUUCAAUUUUGUCAAUUAUAAACAACCACAAGAACAAACCAAGUCAAUAGAAAUUAAACAAGAAAAAGAACAAGUAGCAGUAGAACAAGUGCCAUCAACAGUACAAAAAGAACAGAACGAAAGGGAAUUAUUUGAUAGUGGUUUAAUUGCAUUUGACAAUAUUUGCAUUUUAAUGCAAAUUUCGGAUAGAUUUUUAUCAAAACGUUUAAAGCGUAUUUGUAUGGAAACUAUUAGUUUAAUCGAUUCAGAAAUCUUUAAAACUUUAAAUAUCAAUGGUACAUUAAAAGAAAUUAGAAAUGGCCUCUCCAUCUUUAAUUAGAGAAUUAGACCACUUUACAACUAAAUUUGGUAAAUUCCAAGGUUCAUCCUUAAUAGCUUUAAUAAGAUAAUCUUUUAAUUAUAUAUAAAAAUAAUUUACAACUAAAAUAAUAAUAAUAACUAUAAAUAAUAUCUAUUUAUUAUCUAUUUAUUAUCUAUUUAUUUUAUCUAUUUAUUUAAAAAAAAACCAAUAAAAUGUAUAUAGUAGAUCAAAAUUAUUUAAAUAUUUAAAUAAUAUAU